UUCGGCUUUUAUUAUAGGUUAGCCCUUCUCGUUUACUACUAAUUAUACUGCAUUUUCUGCACUGAUACCUGCGACCGGCAUGCUGAAUAGCUACGAAUAUCUUUUCUUUCGGCCCUUUCUUCUCUAAUUUUUACACAAAUCGUAUUACAGCCAACGUUAAGUUUCCCACUCACAAACAAAUGGCACACGCAUCUACUAUUUUCUCUCUUUCGCAACGGCUUUAGAGAAGUAUUUUUCAAACCGUGUCAAUACUUAUGUUUAGUGUUCAGUUUUAUGGUGAUUUGACGAGGCGGUCAUAAUGCUGCCGCUAUUUGCAUAGCGGAUGCCCCGCCGACUGUCCCCAAUGGCCACAGGGCUGUGUCAACUCGACGUUAGCGUCGCUAUUUCCUAUACGCUCGAUACGAAUCACAUCACAUGACCUAUCUACUUCUGAACAUUCCACGGACUAUCGCAUUGAAUUGUUGCGAAUACAAAUAAUCUAUGAAAUUGGAAAUGACCUGUAUUUCCACAGCACGAAAUCCAAUAUGUAUUCCUAAUGUUUAAAUAAUUUCACGUCACGUAACAAUUUACGUUGCACAUCGGAGAGGCACUUCGGAACGUACGUUUUAACCUAAUACAUAUUUGCUAAUCUUGACGAUUCCAUUUGGCUAGUAGAUAAGCGAUAAGCUAUUUGUAAGGUGUUGCAUUUUGCAAUAGAUCGAUUGGGUAGUGUACUAGUAGAAGAUCGGCGGAGAUGUUUGUCGGUUGCGCGCGCGCAUGCAGACUUUCACUGUCGUUGGCGCAGCGGCGGCCGCGCAGUCCGCGCCGCAGUGCCGCCGCAGCCGUCCGCGGCGCUCCUCCCGACCCGCACGCAGUCGCUGUAGCCGCAUGCGCACAGACAUCGCCGCGAUCGUAUAACAAAACACGACUUAAUUAAAAUUUAAUUAAUUACUAAAUAAAAAUAAAAAACUAUGUGAUUUAAGCGUAAGUGGUCUGAUAGUGUUAGUGCAUGUAAAGUGCGGUAUAUGAUAAUAAUAGUGACAUGUGCGGAAGAUUUGUUUAAUGUUAACAAGGUAACUUCUGCCCGGAGGCAUUACCUUGUGUUGACUCCCAGUUCUGUGUAUGGUGAUGUUGUGUAACCACUCCGCGAUGCAUGACUGAGUGAAAAUCAGACCCGGUGUCCAAGUUCGACGGCUGUCGCAAAGAAUAGAGAAAGCUACUAAUUCGAAUGCCUGGUUUCCCUUACAUAAAAGGUUCAGCUUAAUUGAUUGAAACCUCCGUUUAGCACUCCGAAUUUACAUAACAUUCUUUGUCUGUGUAUGGACGGCUAUUCGACGGAAGAAUCAAUCAUUUUAAAUUCCUUUAAUGAAGCUGAAUUGAUGAGCUAUAUGAGCACGAUACAGUGAACCAAAUUUAGGGGCCGUCUCAUAAUGUCAAGGUGAGCGAAGCGGCCAGCAUUCGCGCAUAAAACGCGACGCGAAGCUCACUGGAAAUAAAUAAUGACCUAAUCGCAUCUCAAACAUAUGCUCUCCGUGCCAGAGAAAUACACAAAAUCCAGCUUUAUGCUAAAAGCACGGUAAAUUUUAAUUAUCACUGGUUUGUGUAACCCGAUUCUUUUAUUGAAUUACGUUGAAUGGGUCUGAACGUUGUUUUUAAAUAAGCAAACGAAAUCUUUAUAGGUAGUUUUGUCCCAAAAUAACAUCAUGUGAUUGGGAUUAACUUUCGAAGAUAGUGUUAUUCUUAUACCUCAGAGACUAUUUACGUCUCUGACUUGUUUUGUAUAUUGUACGUAUUGUAUAAACGAGCUUAUGUACAUACCUCGAGACAUCAACGGGCAGGUUGUUUACGUGUCGUAUUGUAUCAUUGCAAGCUAUAGAACAUCAUUGCAAAAGAUAAAUGACAGAAAUGUGAAAUUUCAAUGCAAGUGCAUACAAACAGCUUUCGAAGAUUUCUAAAGGGCUCUCCCUUUCUCUGCGACUAGCCGUCCCGCGCAGCAGCCGCUUGUCACCGCGGUGAAACCCGCCACAUUCAGCUACAGGGUGCAAUAUCCGGUAUAAUUAAUUGUGCAACAAAGUGCAGAAACUCAUAAAGGAUUAUGUAAAAAGUGGUGAAGUAAGAAUACAAAAUGCCGCAUUACGACGAGAGUUUUAUUUUCGAUGACAAUGACAACCAGCGCCGGAACAAGCGCAGCUACCACGUGUACAAGCACGGGGCGGGCGCGGGCGGCGGCGGGGGCGGGGGCGACGUGCUGCGCGCGCUGGAGGAGCGCGGCACCUCCGUCAUCAAGCGCAACAUCCGCAACAUCAAGCAGCGCGCCCGCGCCAAGCCCGACCAGCUCGCCCGGGGCCCUGACAUUAUCAUCGACCACUGCCCAAGAAUCACCUGCUACGACCCCAACAAGUACAACGACAUACGCAACAACAAUGUGUCGCUCGCCUCCUGCAAGAGCUUGGACAAUCUGACCCUGAAGCACGCUAAGAAGUACAACGAGAAAGUAAUUAGAGGCGGCACCAGUUUGCAGAAUUUGAUAGAUGAUGAAGGACUGCAGCACUACUCGUCCCCGCUGGUCGAGGGCAGCGCGGCGCCCCAGCGGGGGGUGCCUCGCUCGUACUGGCUGGCGGCGGCGGCGCGCAAGGGGCCGCGGCGCGGGGCGGGCGGGCCGCGCGCCGUGCCGCCCGGCGUCGGCGUCUACCGACAGAUCAACGGCGACCAACAACAACCCACCAGACCCACUCAUGAGAGUGACCUGUUCAGCCCCGAGCCGGGGUCGGGGCACCGCGGGUCGCUGCGCGGCGCCAACAAGCUGGCGCGGCGCGCGCGCAGCUUCAAGGACGACCUGCUCGAGAGGAUCUCCAACAUGCGCUCGCCGCAGCAGCAGCAUCACGCGCCUCAUCUGGCUAAUGCUCUCAGAUCGCACUCCCCGCUGAGCCCGAAGCUCCGCAACAUGGGGCACAAGGCGGCCGCCGACGACGGCGAGCUCACGCCGGCCAAAGAACUGGAACGACUAGUCAAAGAUGUCACAUUCGGAUUAAAACACUUUUCCGACGUCAUAACAAAAAGGAAACUGGAGAUGUUGCCGGACAACGGCACCCUCGUUUUCGAAUCAAUCGCCAAUAUUCACAAAGCGAUCAAGCCGUACUGCGGGCGGUCGCCGCCGCUGACGAACGCCGUGAAGCGCCUCUGCACGGCCUUGGCCAUGUUGAUCCGUUUGUGCGACGAGAUCACGGCGAUUAGUUUGCGGGGUGAGGAGGAGGAGACGGGGGAGACGGGGUGCCUGGCGCCCGAGCACGUGGGCGGCGUGGUGGCGGGCGUGACCGCGGCCGUGCACGACGUGGCGCGGCUGGCGCAGCAGCACAUGACGCGCCCUGCUCUGGACCCGAGGCCGGCCGCGUUGUUAGCGCCCAGGCCGCCCGCGCAGAGGAACUCGCUACCAGACAUCCCGCUGACGCCCAAAGAGCGUUCCCUGCUGACGGGAUCGAGCGGCAUGAUGGAGGGCGGCGGCGUGCGCGCCUCGCACUCGUCCGAGUCCGUGCUGGACGCGCCCGACUCGCCGCCGCCCAAGCCAGCCAGGCCCAAUAGAAAAAUUGAACUGGCCCCGCCGUUGCCGCCCAAGCGGAAAUCUGCCAACGAUAAUUCGCUACUGGCACUUUCCAUUGAUGGGCUCUCCCUGCAGUCGCACAGCAGCGGCUCCCUGGACUCGAUGCUGAACGUGUCCAACGACGAGGAGUCCCGCCACGCCGCCGACGGCUCCAACCACGACAGCGUGUUCGCGACGCCGCCCAACUCGGACUUAGUCGGCAUAUGCAUAUGCAACAACGGGUUGGAAGGCCGCACCUCGUUGGAUUCCACCGGCCAUGAGAGCCACCUGAACAGUUCGCAUCUGCACUCGCACUCAAACUCGAACCACAAUCGUUUCUCGAAUGAGUCUGGCUUUGUGUCGGUCGGCCAUCAGGAACAAUCGACUGAACAUAGUUUUACUUCCGCAUUCUCUUCGCAUCACCUCUCCAGUCAUACAGAUAGUACUUUUGACAGUACAGAGUUUGUAACGGAGCUGAAGUGCACGCGGCAGAGCUUUGAGAGCCGCAUGAACCUCAUCAAUGCCAACUGCUCCACGACACAACACGCUCAGAGUAUAAAGUUGGCGAGCGUGACGUCAGACGAGAGCGAGGUGCCGCCGGAGCUGCCGGUGAAGACGCGGCGCGCGGCGCGCAGCGACGUGCAGCAACACUUCCCUAAUGUCGAGAUCAGAGCAAGUCCAGUGUGCACGUUGCACGGCGAAGGGCGGCCGCACACGCUGGCCGACCACCACCCGCCGCGGCCGCCGCCGCUGCCGCUCAAGAAGAAACACAUGUUCCAAAGCGUGGCCUACAGUGUAAUGGCGUACAUGGAGAUGUUUGGGAAGCAGCUGGAACAGAACAACGCCGCCGCCGCGCCUGACAUGUUCCGACACUCCAUACAUACGUAUAAUCUGGCUAGCGCUCAGCACUCAACAGUCGGAAGUCUCAGCGUGUCUCGACAGCAUGUUCAGCGCUCGAUAGCACAAUCACUGACUGUGCAGCAUUUCGGAUCUACUCCACUAAGCGGGUCGGAAGACAGCGUCAGUAUGACGACGUCGAGCGGCACGAGUCCGGUGCCGCCGGAGCCGCCGGCGCUCCCACCAAAGAUGAACAAAAAUAAACUGCUCCAAAUGAACACGAGUAACGAGUUGCUACCGCCACCGUCGCCGCGGCCCUCCUCCUACAACAGUGGGACCGACGAAACUAUUCUGAACAACUCGAAUUCAGAGGAUCCAUACCCGAGCAUCACAGCGCCUGGAAAGUUCCCGCUAGAGGAUGAGUUGGAGCGGCUAGUACAGCCGACACCGUCGCCCGUGCCAUCACAACGGAGUGAAAGCAGUUCCGAACCGAACGUAGCUUCAGACGCAAACACAACCAUGGAACCAGUGGACGAAGAUGACGUCAUACUACAAACGGACAUAAGUUCGCGCCUCCUCUUCAACACAGACAAGAACGGACCGGAAGUCCGUGGCGGACAGCCGGACGCGCUAGUCGUACUGGCCACUAAAGCUACCAAAGAAACGGACGAGUACUUCGCUUACCAGGAGGCGUUCCUGGCGACGUACCGCACGUGGGUGGGCCCGGGCGCGCUGGUGGAGCGGCUCGAGCGGCGCGCGCACCACUUCCGGCAGCGCCCGCACGAGCUGCGCUCCACGCUCAGCCUGCUCACGCGCGUCGUGGCCGACCUCACUAUGAUCGAUCUGGAGACGAAAUUGGUGCAGAAAAUAACGAAUUUCAUCUACUGGCUGGUAGAAGUGGAAGAGUUGGCGAUAGCGAAAGCACUGAGGCAGAUCCUAGUCGAAAAACAGAAACAACUGCACUCUCAAACCGUCAACUCAAACCACCGCUACGAAUACGACAGCCCGUGCUACGGCGCAGUGUCGCUCAGUCGAGACACACUCCUAGACUUCAAGUCGCACGAGAUCGCCGAACAGAUGACGCUACUAGACGCGGCGUUGUUCGGACGAAUCACGACUGCGGAAGUGUUGUCGUGGCCGCGCGACCAAUCAGAGGAGAGCUCGCCAAACCUCACGAGGUUUACUGCGCACUUCAACAAUAUGAGCUUUUGGGCGCGAUCCAGAAUACUUGAACAGGUGGAAGCGCGCGAACGCGAGAAAUACGCCAACAAGUUCCUCAAAGUGAUGAAAGUUCUCCGCAAGAUCAACAACUUCAACUCGUACCUGGCUCUGGUCUCCGCUCUGGACUCGCCCCCCGUGCGGAGGCUCGGCUGGCCGCGCCACAUCGAGGAGACGCUCAGGGAAUACUGCGCGCUGAUUGAUUCGUCGUGCUCGUUCAGAGCGUACAGGGCUGCGUUGAGCGAGACGGUGCCGCCGUGUAUACCUUACCUCGGUCUAGUCCUGCAGGACCUGACGUUCGUGCACGUGGGCAACCCGGACCUGCUGGCCGACGGCAGCAUCAACUUCUCCAAGCGCUGGCAGCAGUACGGAAUCAUGGAGAACAUCAAGCGGUUUCAGAAAGACAGACAAUACAAGUUCAAGCGCAACGAGCGGAUCCAGGCGAUGUUCAACGAGUUCGACGACGUGCUCAGCGAGGACGCGCUGUGGCAGAUCAGCAAGACCAUCAAGCCAAGCGACGGCCGCAGCGCGCAUUAGCCCCGCGCCCUGGCCGCGUGCUGCCAGCUGAUAGCACGGGUGAAAUGGAAAUCCAAAGAAUAGAUGCAGCGACGCUCCGGACCGGACGUGUUCACAUCGACAAGGAAUUGUGUAAGUCGUUAGAUGAAUUGUGAUUACCUAUCGAAAGGCCUAAUUAUUUUUAGUGCAUUUAUUAAUAAGAGUGUGCGACUUCUUAAACGUAAUUUUAAGUUGUUAGAACAACAAUGCGGUGAUAUAGUAAAAAAUACUUUCAAUACUUUCUUUUAGCUUUUCACGUGAAACUCUAAUAUUCAAAGUACAUAAGCCAAAUAAUCUCUAUCAGUAUUUUAUUCGAUAUACUGUCGCCUUUUACAUAUCAGUAUGUGACUUGCAUAGUGUUCUAAACAGUCGAGCAUCGCCUCGGUGUUUAGGAAAAUGUCCUUAAACUCUUCUCGUUGUUGUAAUUGCCAUAGGUGUCGGUAUAUUAUCGUAAGCAUGCUUUGACAACUUAUAUCUCAGUACAUCGAAUUAGGACUUCAAGUUGCUAUAGGAGUUAGUAGACUUUUGAUAUAGUGAUUAGUCGUAAAAGGUUUUAUGUUGUAUUGUAUGUAAGUUCUGUUUGAAUAUUUUUGUAUCGGCGUCUCCAAAGGGGUGAGUGCUACCAAAUACCAAGUGAAUAGUGAAAAGUCUACACCGGCAGGUUAACAUUGAUACAUAUCAAAUACAAUGAGACCCCUCUGUUGUCAGGAAUGCCUUAAAUGAUUUCAAUAGAAGUACAAUAUUAGCUGUAAAGUGUAAUUUUUUUAUACAUCUUUUGCUAAUAACUUUACAAGACAGAACUUUUAACCAACAUUUGCGUUUCUAACAUUCAGCAGAAAAACAUACAUAAUAUUUUGUGACUUGUGAAAAAUGCAUAUUUUGCGAUGGCGUAUAUUGUCUAUUCAUGGCGCCAUAUUUUGUGCAUGAUUUUAAAAUAUCGAUGAAGCGUAUUAUUUUUGAUAAUCAGAUGUUAUACUUUCCCUAAGGGUUAUUUGAAUGAAACAUUUACAAAGGACUUAAACUAUCUACUUCCACAGUUGUGUAUGUAGUCUACUAUCUGGUACUGUAAACUUUAGUCUCAGUACACCAUAAUAUACAAGUAGCAAUAAUUUGCUGCUGCAUACAUUAGCUAGGCAUUAUUAGCGCCAGUUUUAUAUACUUACAUUGAUCACUUGUUAAGUACAUGAUAGUUCAUCAAUUGUUGUUAGCGUUUUGAAUAUUGAAUAAUAAUCGGCGUUAAUUUGCCUUAAACAAUCGAAUCUGGAUAAACAUAGCAAUAAACUUAUAAUUAAAUAGUAGGAUCGCUGCACAAGUUUGUGAUAUAGUGUGCCGCUUCACCGCUCGGUCUCAGUAACGUCCUCGGUAGGAAAUUGUAUUAGACGAAUGUUAAUUAGUAAGCAUAUACAACCCCUUGACUCUAGUAAGAGUAACGUUACUGCAUUGAUCUGCUGGUAGACUAUUUGUGUAUACAAAAACAAUGACGGACGUCCAAGGAGCUAUUUCACGAAAAAAAUAACAUCCUUUUAUUCCAAAGUCACAAAUCGGACACUUAUGCAAGCGAUGAUUUUCAAAAGUUUCAUGAAAUAGCGGCCCAGUCCGCAGCAAUAAAUAUUAGACCAAUAUUUAGAACAUUUUACAAUGCUUUUACUCAGUUAUAAGAAUGACUCAUGAUGAGUGAAUCACUUGGAUGGUUAGGUCUGUUACCAUUUUGUUGUAUUAUUAUUUAUUACGUUGUAUUACGUAACAAUUGUGUAUGAUUAUUGAAGUGUAUUUAAAGACUGCCUAAAUUAAUUAUUAUAAUUAUUGUAAUUGACAUGUAAAGUAGAGACAAACUUUGUUUAGUCACAUUAAACUAGCAAAAUGUCAUGUAAAUAUUAUAUGAGUUGUUAUUCAGAACCUUGUCGAAUUAUAUUUUAUUUACAAAAGUAAUUUACGUAAUUUCUUUCGAAUACUAUUUGAAUAACAACAACAAUUACGUUGUAUUAGGGUAUUCAGUAUUAUGUUGAAUGAAAUGAAUGCCAUAAUGUAUGAGAUGGAUUUUUUAUUUAUCGUUUUGGGACACUUGUGUUACAUUUUAUAUCCUUAUUUUAAAAUUACUUUAUAAUUAUUUUUAUAUUAUAUUUUAUUGUAUAUUAAAUUUAUUCAGUUAACCAUGAAGUUUAUAUGCUAAAUCUAAAUUGCAUGCAUGUACAGUAAAAUUUUGCGUGUGUCAUCUUUUUGUAAUUAUUUUGUAAAAUAAAUAUAGCACGUUAUUUACAACAUA
Messenger RNA from Plutella xylostella (diamondback moth), 8429 nucleotides. RefSeq names its product C3G guanyl-nucleotide exchange factor (gene C3G). The record is from RefSeq and is a predicted model, not a curated record. Lineage: Eukaryota; Metazoa; Arthropoda; Insecta; Lepidoptera; Plutellidae. Gene Ontology annotation, molecular function: guanyl-nucleotide exchange factor activity. Gene Ontology annotation, cellular component: plasma membrane. Gene Ontology annotation, biological process: Ras protein signal transduction.